CAUUAUCUCCCGGGUUGUACUAUUUACCUUCAAGUAAGGAUUAAACCAUCUUUUAAUUAAUUAUGCAUCCCUUUCACUGUAGUUUUAAUUGCAAAUAAUUUUUAUUUUUUGCAGAUAUAUUAUUGGAGCCAUAUAAAAAGGGAGUUGUACACUUCUCCUCGCCUCGGCCUUCCCAUGGCUUACUGGAAUGAGGACCGAGUGAAAGGAAUAUCCUCGUUCAUCUCCAAGAGUGGGGGAUUUGUGAAUGGGAAGGUACAUUUUUGGUUUACAACUCUUCAAAGUUACUUGUUAUUAGGAAUAGGCCAAUACAAUUUUGUUAAUUGCUACUUUUUUUUUUUGUAAAGUGAUCUUGAAAUUUUUCUCAUUUUGGGGCAGAUUAUUCUACACCCGCCUAUGUUCAGGAAGACAUAUGGCCAUACAGAAGACACUUCCAUUCCAUUAUCCAACCAGGGAGGAACCUCAUCCUCUACAUGCUGCAACUGCAUCUUAAGAGAUGAAAUGAAGGAGAGAGAUAAAAAGUUAGACACUACUUGUCAAGAACUACUAAGAUUAUUUGACUCUUUCAAAGCCGACAUCUCUAAGGACAUCGGAAAGGGCUUCGUCACUAUGAAGCAAUCUAUCAUUGACGAGGUUAAGGAAUCUUUUAUUCCAGAGCUUCGUGAAGCUAUAUUACCUGAGGUGAGAAAAUCUGUGACAGCCGAGUUGCAUCAAACAGUGAUGAAAGAGUUGAGGCAGUCCGUGUUAAUGGAGUUGAGGCAAUCUCUACUAAAAGAACUGAUGGAAGUUAUUGAUAAGGACGGGGAGAGAAAUGAUGAGGAGGCCGACAAAGAAAUGAUGGAAGUUAGUGAUAAGGACGGGGAGAGAGAUGAUGAGGAGGCCGACAAAGAAACUAGCUCGAUGAGCACUUCAAAUGAGGAUCAGUUUGAAAAUGAAAACACGAGAAAUUUGGAGUUUGACAACCCGCCUACCAACAAUCAAUAUGAGGUUGGCCCUGUGGAUUUGACAAUGGUAGAAGACAUCGGUCAUGAAGGUCAAUGCACCUCGGCCAUCAAAGUUCUCCUUGCUUCAAACGCGUAUCAAAAGACCGAAAAAAGAUUCCACUCAAGCAAGGAAUUGUAUGUGGACACUUUCCAGUUGAAGGAGCCAGCAAGCGAGAUUGAAUUUAAGCUGGCAAUGUUCGUUUUCGGAAAAUUUUUUGAUAAAGGGUAAGUCUUUAAUUAGUAGAUUGGUAGUUGAGUAAGACUGUGUAUUAGUAUUACCAUAUAUUGUACCUAAUUCCAUUGUCUCAUUGGCAGGUACCCUUUUGUGAAAUUUCAAAAACUUGAACUUUUUCGGCAACAACUACUGUGCUUGAAGCCUGGAAUGGAAAUAACUGAUUCAGUUAUUAGUUGCUACGCACACUUAUUGACGCUGAAAGAACGUGAAGCAGCCCCAGAUGGAGUACCGAAAUAUUGGUUUAUGCCUUGUCGGGUCUCUGUAAGUCUCAUUAGUAUUAAUAUGAGCACGUGUAUUUAUAUUUUCUAUUCAAACUGUGUGAUUUGUUUUAUAAACUUUAUUUUAUUUAUUAGAUAAAUAUUUUUCAAGUUUAACUGUCACAUCUACAUAGUUCCUUACUCUUUAUCCCUUGAAUAAUAUAAUAGUAAUGAUAAUAGAGCCAAAACUUUUUCUCCCAAGCUGGGGA
Messenger RNA from Cannabis sativa, 1681 nucleotides. RefSeq lists its product as uncharacterized. The record is from RefSeq and is a predicted model, not a curated record. Bases 394 to 1209 code for a protein of 271 amino acids. Lineage: Eukaryota; Viridiplantae; Streptophyta; Magnoliopsida; Rosales; Cannabaceae. The transcript has 2 exons.